This is a messenger RNA of Protopolystoma xenopodis, 258 nucleotides long. The record is from the annotation of a GenBank genome assembly. NCBI's taxonomy places the organism in Eukaryota, Metazoa, Platyhelminthes, Monogenea, Polystomatidea, Polystomatidae.
AUGCCGGAUGGUCGGAACUGGUUGUUCGGCCGCUGUGAAACACUAAAUAAACAGGCGGGCAAGAUGGGAGCGAAGGAGAGAGUGUCAAAAAAUGCAUGCUCAUUCAUGCGUGACAGUCGGAGAGACCAGUUCCGAUUGGCUCCACAAGCUCCGGCAAAGAUGAUGAAUGCUGAUAGAGAAGACAUUUGUUGUCAUCUCCAGCCUGAACGGCCAUUCACAGCUCGCCUCUUCGUCUCAUCUUCUCGUCAACAACCCUAG